CCCCCUGUCCCGAAGCCCCGCCCCCUGUGGCAUCUUCCAGGAAGAAACCUCCGCUGGAGCGUAAAAGCGUCGAGCGGUGAAUGAACGUCUUUUUACCGGCUGCAAAGAGGCUCUUCUCUCCCGCGCUGCUGUGGUUCGGACGGAGGCGCAGUCAACAUGCUCAUCAAGGAGUUCCGAAUUGUCCUGCCCAUUUCAGUGGAGGAGUACCAAGUGGGUCAGCUGUACGCGGUAGCGGAGGCCAGCAAGAGUGAGACGGGUGGAGGAGAAGGGGUGGAGGUGAUCCGCAAUGAGCCCUACGAGAAGGACGGAGAGACGGGACAGUACACCCACAAGAUCUACCACCUGAAGAGCAAAGUGCCGGAUAUCCUCGCUAAGCUGGCGCCCAAAGGUUCCCUGGUGGUCGAGGAGGAGGCGUGGAAUGCGUAUCCGUACUGUAAAACGGUCAUCACAAAUGUCUACAUGAAGGAGAAGUUCACCCUGACCAUCGAGACCUGGCACAAGCCGGAUAUGGGGGAGCAGGAAAACGUACACGGACUGGACAAAAGCCAACUGGAUAAAAGGACAAUAGUUGACAUUGAUAUUGCUGACAGCAGUUGCAUAAACCCAAAGGAAUACAACAAAGAUCACGACCCGGCCAUCUUUAAGUCACAGAAGACCGGCAGGGGGCCUCUGGGGCCCAACUGGAAGAAAGAACUCGCCGAUAACCCCGACUGCCCUCGCAUGUGCGCCUAUAAGCUCGUCACCGUCGAAUUCAAGUGGUUUGCAAUCCAGGGCACCGUGGAAAACAUGAUUCAGAAGUUCGAGAGGCGUCUCUUCACCCACUUCCACAGACAGCUGUUCUGCUGGAUCGACAGGUGGUACGACCUGUCGAUGGACGACAUACGGCGCAUGGAGGAGGAGACCAAGAAGGAGCUGGAUGAGAUGAGGGUGAACGGGGACUGUAAAGGUUUGGGCGCUAUUGACGACGGCAACUGAUCGGCUCCAGCGGAUCUCCUUCGUGUAAAAAGAGCAUUCGAAGUUCCCGCCGUACCCAGAAACCGCCCGACGGGCAAAAUCAAGACACGGGCUUCCAAAUAAAAUUUGCUCUCAAUAAUCGCUCACUAUUGUAAAGCAAUUGUAUCAACCUACUUCAUUUGAACUCCACUACAGCAGCUUUUAUGUUAUUUUUAUUGGACGCGUCGCAGGGUUCGUUUCGGGGACGAAGCCUUCUUGCUUGUUCCCGUUGGGUCCUCUUGCGUUCUGAAAUAUUAGGUGUGGGCUGUCACUGAGGAAACACUUCUACUACUGCUAUCCCAUUUUAAUUGCAGUUAUUGUUUUUUUUUCUUCUUGAAUUUUGUAUUGUUCUCAGUGAUUUGUUUUUUUAUUUAUUGUUAAAAGUGUCUUCGUGUCACAAACGCUAGUUUCUAGAAUCUUUUCACAUUUGGUCUUGAAACUCCUUCAAUGUUUUCAUGUAAAUCAUCGUCACGUGGUGACAGGAGGCAGCACAAAUACAGCUAAUGUAAAAACUAUUACAUAUGAGACAUGUACUUUUAUUUAGGAUAAUAAAACUCUGGUGUACCUGA
This is a messenger RNA of Gasterosteus aculeatus aculeatus (three-spined stickleback), 1562 nucleotides long. RefSeq names its product phosphatidylinositol transfer protein beta isoform. NCBI's taxonomy places the organism in Eukaryota, Metazoa, Chordata, Actinopteri, Perciformes, Gasterosteidae. Gene Ontology annotation, cellular component: cytoplasm. Gene Ontology annotation, biological process: phospholipid transport. The record is from RefSeq and is a predicted model, not a curated record. Gene Ontology annotation, molecular function: phosphatidylinositol transfer activity; phosphatidylcholine intramembrane carrier activity; phosphatidylinositol binding.